Molecule: messenger RNA, 4314 nt
Organism: Mesocricetus auratus (golden hamster)
Lineage: Eukaryota; Metazoa; Chordata; Mammalia; Rodentia; Cricetidae
Product: killer cell lectin-like receptor subfamily I member 1
Exons: 7
Coding region: 1015-1764 (249 amino acids)
Biological process (GO): positive regulation of natural killer cell mediated cytotoxicity; stimulatory C-type lectin receptor signaling pathway
Source: RefSeq, a predicted model, not a curated record
UUUGGAAUGCAUGGGACCUAUUAAAGAGCCCUUCAUUUCCAACUUAUGGUUUUAUUGUUUGGGUUGCCAAGUGUCAAGUAAGUGGGUGUCAUUCUUGUGGCCACUUCCUAUUGAUCAGGGGCAGACACUAAGGAAAAGGGGGCUAUAGUCUAAAUGGACUGAAGGUGGGGAUGACAAGGGAGGAGGGUGGAACAGAGAGGCUCAGGAGGACAGAACAAAAUACAUUAAGUUUCAUUUUGAGAAACUGGAAUUGGGGGGAUGGUUGAUGCUCUCUCUGGCUGGAUUUUGCUGACAUUGGGGUGUCCUAGUUAGGGAGGCGAGGAAACUGGGAUAUUGGCCAAGUCAUGGAAGAACAAGCUGUGUAAUUCACUAUCCAGGCUCUAGGGAACCAGCUAGGCCUGGGGAAGUGUAGGCAGCAUUGAAGCAAUUUGUGAGGUUUGAAUCUGGGGCUAGCUAUAUUGGAGCUGCCUAGGAUGCGAAUCCCAGGAGGGAUAUGUGGGCUGUUUAGUUGCUGGAGCAGUUUGUAGUUGAUUUAAAAUCUGCUAGGACAGAUAGACAGACAAACGGUAUUGGCUUUUCUUGGUUAUCAACUUGACUAUAUUUGGCAUGAACUAAAAUUCAGAAAUGGAAGGCAUACUUGUUAGAGAUAUUCUGCUUGGUGUUAAGUGGGUGAAUCCACUUCUAGUCUGGACCUCAGCAUUCAGAAGACACAACUCUGAUCUGGAUCUUGAAGUGGGAAGAUACAGCUAACUGCUGGAAGCCGAUAUAAGGGCAUGGAAGAAGGAAGGUUUGGUUUUUUGCCUGCUUGCCCUCACCUUGCUACUACAUACAUUCCUUCACUGGCAUUAAAGCCUAUGUCUUCCAGAUGCUAUGCUAGCACACACAGAAGACCAGCUCAUGAGACCCCCAGCGUAGAUUCUUCUUUCUUUUCACUGCUCACCAUUAUUGGACUGCAGCUGAGAUUCUCAGUGACAAGUGCGGGAAGCUGCCAAGGUUAAGGUGGAGCAUAAAGAAAUGCCUCACGGUAAACACCAUGAAAAUACAGGAAACAAGGAGGACAUUACUUAUGCAGAGGUGAAGAUGACGAAAUCUCCACAGAUACAAAGAAUACCUAAAGCCAAGCAGAGCCCUGUAAUGCUAAGCGAAGAACAGUUAAACUAUGCAGAACUGACAUUCCAAAGAACACCUCAGCUCCUGCCCCCAAAACGGGUUGUCAGAGGAAAAAGAGAAGGAUCCAAAACAACAGUGUGGAGAAUGGUAACAGGCAUCCUUGUUGCCUUGUGUGUGGUGCUGAUAACAACCAUUGGGAUCUUACUUCCAAAAUUAUUAUCUAGACAAGAAGAACAAUGCAGAAAAUGCUUACUUCAUGACCAUCUGUGUCCUAAGGAGGAUAAUGACACCUGUGAUCUUUGCUCACAAAACUGGACUGCUUUUGGAAACAAUUUCUAUCAGGUUUUUCGGGAAAUCAAAACCUGGGCAGACAGUCAGUCUUCCUGUAAGGAACUGAAAUCUCAUCUUGUGGAGAUAGACUCCAAAGCAGAGCUGGAAAACUUGCUAGUGUUUGGAAUUGAUGGGUGGAUUCUGCUCAAAACCAAUGAAACUGAUGGGUCCUGGUUGUGGGAAAAUGGCACUAAAAUAGAGCAAAUUCUAAUUAAUGAUUCAGAGAAGAAGAAUCAUAGUUGUCCUUAUUUCAGUGGAAAUCGAUUUUAUCCUACUGAUUGUUCAUCUAAGAAAUCAUACACCUGUGAGUUUAAUAUACCAUGACACCUAUUUCACUAGCACAUUUUUAUUAAACUAUAAAUGAUAAAAUAUGUCUGAAACUUAUUGGUAAUCUACAAAUUUUACACCUGAGCUUAGCUAAAAGGCUAAUAAGUGAUGACUUUUAAAUUUUGAACAUUUUUUACUGAACUGAGAAAAUGUUGAUUACUUUUUUUACAUUAUAUAUAUUGUAUUGAGAGUGAGUAUAAUUUAUCUUGAGGAUGAUCACCACUCUGGCACAAUUUUUAUAGUUAUGACUAAAUUAGGUAUGAAAUACCAUAUAUAUUCAGUACCUUUGCAAACUCCAAGAGACUCAAAGUGAUAAAAGGUUCCCAUAUCAGUUGAGUGGACUUUUUAAAAGUUAUUUGUGUAUUAUUCCGGUAUAAGUAGCAGGAGGUACCACAGUGCACUUGACAAGGUCAGAGGACAAAGUGGUGGAACUGGUUCUUCCCUUCAACUUUUAUCAAACCAAGGUCCCUAGACUUUCAUGGCAAGUGCUGCUACUCAGUGAACUAUGUUGCUGUUUAUUUGUUGUUGUUGUUGUUGCUUUAUUUAUGGUGUAUUCUUACACUAUCUUGUUUAGCCUAGUCCUUAUUCCCAGGGAUCAAACUUUUCUAAUGUCUCAGUGUAUUUAUAGGUAGAUCAGAGUUGUAGCCUACCUCAUCCAAUAUAAGAUCCCUAAGUAGCAUACACCUUUUGAGAUUGUUCAAGAUAUGUAUUGAUGAUUGUGGGAACAAGAGACCUUGGCUGGAGCCCCACUUCCUCACAGGUUGCCUAUCAUUAGAGAACUUCAUCCUUGAAUCAUCUGUAACCAGACUUCAUGGCUACCGGGAUUGCCAUGGGCUACGCUCAGCAAUACUUGGUGAUGGAUCUGUUACCUAUGGAACAAGGCAUGUUUGAACUCGGCAUAAGGCCAGAAUGCCUACCACUACUGCCACCACUCCCAGGACCCCCAUUGACAUAGGGCCUCCUCAUCGAUGUACCCAUCCCCCGAUCUGGGCCAUAGCAUUUUACCAGCCUUCCUCUGGUGCAAGGGUAACCAGCAUAUGAUUUACAGUUACAAUUUGAUAAAGUUUACAAAGAUAUCAUUCCAAGAUCCAUUCAGGAAAGCAUUUAGAAGGCGCAUUUGCACAGGUACAUUAGAUACACUCAUUGAAGUUACACAUGUAGCAUGAUAAAAAUGUGAACAACAGGCUUGUUGCACUAUCUACAGAGCAUCAAUUUGUUCCUAUAGUGAUGAACUUUGUUGAUUUAACCUCAGAAGCCCCAGCAGAAUAUGCGAAUUGAGUGCAUUCUGGGUAGACAGAGCUUUGCUAACUACCAGCAAGGCUGUUAAUGGUCUCUGCUUUGGUGGAAGAUUGGGCAACAGCAAUUCUGGCCACGGCUGCCACAAUGGCUGAUAUGGCAAUGGAUAUGACAACAGCGGCCUUGAUGCCAAAGUCUCAUAGGGUGAUACAGGAUGGUCUCCUCUUCUGAGUGUUGAUCUCCCAUCACCAUGGGAAUCAGGGAAGAAACCAGGAUGAUCAGAGCAUGAGAAUCUCCAGAUGGCCAGCAAUUACUCAGAACACAGGAGCUGGGAAAUCAAUUGAGAUACUCCCUCCCUUCUCUCGUCCCAUUCCAAGAAACAGAAAGGAAAGGAGGGAGCAAGCAGGCCAUGCUAACAAUAGAGAAUUUUCCCGCCCCCAUCUCAGUCUUGAGUGAUGUUUCGAAGACAGAGGACCCAUUCACCCGUUUUUGCCUUGUCGCUAAGAGACUCCUCCUCAUCCUUACUAACAAUGGUGCCUCUAGCUUCAGACAGGGUCUUUUCAGAUGAUUCAUCCUCACUCCCUGCCUCUGAAAACAGGGAGGCUUGAGUCUCAGUGUCAUGUAACUCUGAAAAAAACCUCUUUUGUGGCCUGACUACCUGGCAGAGGUGAACUUUAUUUGUCAAAAGUGCACCCCUCACUAAUCUCCAUAAGGAGAAUGUGGAUGGGGCCAAGGAUUCAGGUCCCUCUUUGUGUAAAAGUUUCUGAAGAUCACGGUGAAACCCCUCCCAAUCUGGGACAUUUAAGCCUCCCCCAGUAAUGAACCAUGGACCUGCUCAUUCAAUAUUUUAGAAAGCCUUCCAGGGUUUUAGCCUUGACUGUAGUCCCCUGUUCUUCAAGUGACUUUUUCACUUGAUACUGUAAUUCAAGCUUCCCGGGACUAUUCUCCAUCUUUUCUUUUCUUAUUUUCCCCAAUCUGUCCCUAGCAGGCAAAUCCACUUACCUUGAUUUCAGGUCUCAGUGGGACCUCCAAUUGCCACUUCCCCAUCAGCCUAGGAGAAGGCAGCUAUAACAGAUGUCUGCGACCACAGAAAAAAACAUAUUUAUUAAAAACAAUCCCGUGUCCAUAAAGAAAAAGAUGUUUACCGGAGCAAUAAGUUCCUGAUGUUUUCAGAAGGGCUCACCCAUGGGAACACCCUGACCCUGACUUUUCCGAUGACUAGCCGCCUCUUCCUGACCCCCCACCCCUGCCUCUGGUGUCAGGCUUUAUAACAGCCGGAAUAAGAAUAAAGCGAGCUUCUUUCACCACCAA